Messenger RNA from Notodromas monacha, 4896 nucleotides. Lineage: Eukaryota; Metazoa; Arthropoda; Ostracoda; Podocopida; Cyprididae. The record is from the annotation of a GenBank genome assembly.
GCAGAAACGAAAAGAUAUUUUUCUCAUGGAUUGGUGUAAAUCAUCGAUAAGAUUAAUGUGUUAGCAUCAUGGAAAGCGGAGAUCAUGUUCUAACGACUUUGAAAAUCCUCAUCAUUGGCGAAAGUAGUGUCGGGAAAUCAAGUUUGCUGUUGAGAUUCACGGAUGACAAGUUUGAUCCCGAACAACCGCUUACCAUCGGAGUGGAUUUCAAAGUGAAAACAGUUAGCAUUUCAAGCAACUGCGUGAAGCUUGCGAUAUGGGAUACCGCAGGUCAAGAACGUUUCCGAACGCUGACCCCGAGCUACUACAGGGGCGCGCAGGGAGUGAUUCUCGUGUACGACGUGACGAACAGGAACUCCUUUAGCAAGUUGGACAUGUGGCUCUCCGAGUUGGAGACGUACGCCACUAAGCCCGACAUUGUCAAGAUGCUGGUGGGAAACAAGAUUGACCAGCCAGGGAGGGUGGUGGAUCGAGACGAGGGCCUGCGGUUCGCCAGGAAACAUGCCAUGUUAUUCAUUGAGGCCAGCGCGAAGACGAAGGACGGUGUCCAGUGUGCGUUCGAGGAACUAGUGGAGAAAGUGAGUGUGAGAAUGAACCUCUGAUUAUUCAAACGCCAGGGCUUUGGGAAAUGGAUGGAAGCACCGGAUUCUCCCUCGGUGCCGGAGCCGACGCUGGUUCUGGCUGGAGCAGUACCCAGGUUAGGAAUACAAUCGAAAGGCGACAGGGAGUCGGAAAUCGGCUCUGCGCCGUUUAGUUAUCGCGUCAGGGCGGGAACGUUAUUAGGAACUCGGCGCCGAAGCAUUUUUGCGAUGGCUCAAGUGCUUUUGAUUGGUGGCGGCGGGCGGGAGCACGCCCUCGCUUGGAAAUUGGCCCAGUCCGAAGCGAUUUCUCAAAUUUUCGUGGCGCCCGGAAAUCCUGGCAUUGCUGGAGAGCCGAAAUGCGUGUGCGUCAGUGAUCUGAUACCGUCUGAUCACGAGGGGGUCGUGAGUUUCUGCAAGGACAGAAACGUAUCACUGGUGAUCGUGGGACCCGAAGCUCCGUUGGCCGGUGGUCUGGCGGAUGCUCUGAUAGCGGCUGAAAUCCAGUGCUUCGGACCACGAGCUGCUGCUGCAAAAAUCGAAUCGGAUAAAGAGUUUGCCAAAAGUUUCAUGAACACGAACGGAAUCCCGACGCCUAAUUGGCAGGCGUUUUCGGACGGUGCCACUGCGAAAGAAUUCAUCGCCUUGGCCCCAUACGAUGCUUUGGUUGUGAAAGCCGUGGGUCUCGCUGCUGGCAAAGGAGUCAUCGUGGCAUCCACCAAAGAAGGCGCGUACGAGGCCGUUGACGAGCUUAUGGCAAACUUCGGUUCAGCUUCCGAUCGAAUAAUUGUGGAGGAGAAAAUGUCCGGCGAGGAAGUGUCGCUUAUGGCUUUCUGCGAUGGUGAAUCGUACAAGUUGAUACCGGUGUCACAAGAUCACAAACGGCUGUUGGACGGUGAUCAAGGGCCGAACACCGGUGGAAUGGGCGCCGUUGCACCCGUUCGUCCCUUACCGGGUAGUUGGACGCUGGAAGAGUUGGAUGAGAAAAUUAUGAAAGUUGCUGUUGAAGGGAUGAAAAAGGCUGGAGUUCCGUUUGUUGGCGUGCUGUAUGCCGGUUUAAUGAUGACGAAGAAAGGCCCCAUGGUUUUGGAAUUCAAUUGUCGUUUUGGUGAUCCGGAAGCUGAGGUGGUACUUCCUCUACUCGAAUCCGACUUAUUAGAAGUCGUGAAGGCUUGUGUCGAUGGGAAGCUGGGUGACAUGGAGGUCAAGUGGAAUACGGAAACGAAUGUUGUGGGGACGGUUGUGAUUAGUGAGGGAUAUCCUGGUGCUUUCAAAAGUGGUCAUGAAAUCAAAGGUUUGGAGGUGGCGCAAAAAACGCCAGCAUUAAAGGUCUUCCAUGCCGGUACACGGCUGAGCAACGAUAAUUCGAACGGCGACGAGUCGAGAAUUUUGACGAACGGUGGCCGAGUGCUUUGUGUUGUGGGCUACGGCACGUCGUUGUCUUUGGCCAUGGAGAAGUCGACGUCUGGGGCCAUGCUUUUGUCGUUCCCAGGUUCCAAUUUCCGUCGAGACAUUGGUCAUCGUUGCCUUCUUCGAUCAAUUUUGGUGCAUGGGGAGUUGAGUUAUGCCGGGGCUGGUGUGAGCAUCGAACGAAGCGAUGCGUUUGUGAGCUCUAUUGUGCCUCUUGCGGAGAUGACGAGGAACAAAGGUCAUAUGGACUCAAUUGGUGGCUUUGGUUGUGCCUUUCGAUUGGCGGAUGCAGGAUUCGCAGCUGAUACUUCGAUCUUGCUUGCCGGUGCUGACGGCGUCGGCACGAAACUCCUGAUCGCUCAGGAAACAAAUAUUCACCGGACCGUUGGAAUUGAUUUGGUGGGAAUGUGUGUGAAUGACAUUUUGUGCCAUGGUGCCAAGCCGUUGCUUUUCUUGGAUUAUCUGGCUGCCGGUAAACUCAAUCUCAACGUGUCAAAACUUGUGGUUGAAGGAAUUGCCGAGGGGUGUUUGAUGGCUGGCUGCUGCCUUGCUGGCGGAGAGACUGCGGAAAUGCCAGGUUUGUAUCGUCCCGGAGUGUACGACUUGGCCGGGUUCGCUCUGGGAGCCGUAAGCAGCGACGAAACUCGAUUGCCGCGUUCAGAAGACCAAUUCAAAGUGGGCGAUGUAUUGAUUGGUUUGCCGAGCAGAGGACUGCAUUCUAACGGCUUCAGUUUGGUUCGUGACCUCGUGAAGGCUCGGGGUUUGUCCUGGAACGAGGUUUGCCCGUUUGACCCGGGCAACAGCUUGGGCAAAGCUCUCCUCACGCCGACCAAAAUUUACGUCAAGGAGGUGCUCCCGGUGAUUGAGCGUAAGAUGGUGAAAGCAGCAGCGCACAUCACUGGCGGCGGAAUCCCCGGAAACGUGGUUCGAGUGUUGCCGGAUGCGUUUGAGGCGGAGCUGAACGCGAGCGCGUGGACCAUUUCGCCGGUGUUCGGGUGGGUGGCGGCCGUGGGGCGCGUGUCGGCCGCCGAAAUGCUCCGCACCUUCAAUCUCGGCCUGGGCAUGGUCCUCGUGGUGGCUGCGCAUAAUCAGGACGAGGCGACGACGAUCCUUCGGGAACGCGGCGGGAAUCCGGUGGUUGUUGGACAGCUUAAACUCAGGGAGCCGUCGCUUCCAGAUUCUGGGCAACGAGUGAAAGUUACGAACCUUAUCCCAUCUCUGGAGAAGGCGAUGAAACCGUUUUUGCCGUUGGUGAUGACGCGGCAGAUCCCGCGCGCCGAAGACGGUCGAACGAAGAAGCGCGUGGCUGUGCUAAUUUCCGGCACUGGCACGAAUUUGCAAGCCUUGAUUGACGACACGCGGGAGCCGAAACACGGACGUCACUCGGAAAUCGUCCUGGUCAUUUCCAACAAGUCGGGGGUCGCUGGGAUCACUCGGGCCGAGGAAGCUGGCAUCCCUGUUGAGGUGGUGUCUCACCAAGAUUUCAAAUCAAGAGAAGAAUUCGACCAAGAGCUGCAUAGAAUCCUCAGUUGGUGGCAGAUCGACCUGGUUGUUUUGGCUGGUUUCAUGAGGAUACUUUCGCCUUGGUUUGUCCAACAAUGGCGAGGAAAAGUCCUCAACAUUCAUCCGUCCCUAUUACCCGCUUUCAAGGGUCUUGAUGCCCAGAAGCAAGCGCUUGGAGCCGGCGUCCGAGUUUCCGGCGCCACGGUACAUUUUGUCGAUCCGGAAGUGGACUCUGGGUCCAUAAUUGCUCAAGAACCGGUCCGAAUCAAUCCGGUAGAAGACAGCUUGGACGACGUGAUUGAGCGAAUAAAAGGCGUGGAACACGUCAUCUUCCCGCAAGCUCUGGAACUCGUCGCUUCCGGUCAAGUUCGUUUCAACGACCCGGCUUCCGGCGAUGACUGAAGGUGAUGUUAGUGGGCCUUCAAACGAAACAGAAAGGAUGAAAGGAGAGAACUCACACAGACACAUCCACACUGCCUUUGCUCUAUACCCGCUGGGCUUUUGUUUUCGUGUUUUAUUUUGUUUUGUCAAACACUGAAACGGAUGCAGCUGAUGUGUAGCAGUCCGAUGACGUUUUCUUGUGCGUGAAAGCGAUGUACUCAAACGCGUGCCUUGUGCUCGUUCCCUGCUGUAUUCGUCCCCUUCGGCUCGGUUGGUUCCUCUGUGAAUAAUUACACCGAUUGUUUAUUGUUUUGCUUGUGGACAUUCCAGCGCAUUCUUUUUCCCUGUUUCGCGUCGAAUAGGAGGACUAACUUGGGUCGUAGUUGCUUGCUCCACUCCCGGGGAUACGAUGUAUUUUGAAAAAUACUCUAGUGCUUCUGUUCUGUCGCAGAAGUUGAGAGCAGAACGACGACGAAGAAAGCAGAUGAUUGAAUCAAAAUGAAAAAGAAAAGCUGCGAUGAAUUUUUUUUCGAAGCUGAACGAUUUAACGCUGGCUGGCCGAAAAAGGGGAAAACAAGUUUUCCGUUUCGAACUCGGGCGGAAUUUUUUUUUCAACAGUUGUUCAUGUCGGCGGGCUAAAGUUGUUUCGCAGUCUUGUUGCACAUGGAACGAAGUGCAAUUUUUUCAAAUGAAUUCAGUUUUUUCUGUUGCCAUGAAUAAAGAAAGGUUUCUUUUAUUGUUUUUUGUUCUGGAGGAAAUCGUGUCUGACCUCUUGCGUUUGAUUGUGCUGAAAGCUGGGCUGUGCGAAUGCUCCUGGCAUUGAUAACAUUCACGGAAAAGAAAAACGAUUUUUAUUUCGAAAGAGAAAGUUUCGACGCGUUCGGCGAUGGUGGAUGAGAUUCGGUUUUAUUUCGUUUAUUAAUUUUUUGGGGAGGUUGUGGGCCUGCUGCUGUCAAUUUUAUCGAUUGCUUCUGGCUUUGAGCUGUGAAUGGAAUAUCGAGAGCUUUUCGUGAACGCUCCUUGA